Messenger RNA from Aphanomyces invadans, 1561 nucleotides. RefSeq lists its product as hypothetical. The record is from RefSeq and is a predicted model, not a curated record. Bases 1 to 1017 code for a protein of 338 amino acids. Lineage: Eukaryota; Oomycota; Saprolegniomycetes; Saprolegniales; Verrucalvaceae. The transcript is spliced from 7 exons.
AUGAUCCAGUGGCGGCGCCGGAUUCUCGCCACUGGCAACGAUGGCAUGGCGGUGGAGCUCGACUUGGACAGCGACACGAGCGACGAAGGUGACGAUGUUGGCCGCGAAUGCAUGCUGUCCCAAGUCCUAGCGGUCGUCGGCAUUGCAAGCGUCCUCGGGUUCAUCGGGCUGGUCGCCCUCGAAUUCCACACGCCCCAGAAUUCCAUGCUGACACUUGUUCAAGAAAGUCGCGACGAAGGCACUCUACCAAUGUUUGCGUGGCGCACCGAGAGCGACGUCCUGGCGUCGGAAGAUGCGUUGGAUGCUUUGAUCCAAGGCAGUGUGCCAAGUGCGAUGUGGCUGCAUUACAAGGGCACGAUGGCUCUCCUCCUGCGACUCUUGCAUCCAAAUCCGACCAUUCAAGUGGACGCCGUCAGGCACCAAACGGCAUGGCGUCGGUCGCUCCUCCACGAAACCCCGCCGUCGAUCUCUGCGGCGUCAAAUGAGUUGCUGACGAGUCACAUCCUUCGUUGCAGUACCUUCCUGGACUUGGACGCAUGGAUGGCAUGUCGUCGAGACGACCACAGGCUCCUGUGGAAAGCGGACGCGAGAUCACUAUCACAAAUUGCCGAAAGGGAGCACCUGCUGGCCUCUCUAGAGGAUUUGUCCAUACCGGCAAGAUGGCCACGCCUGGAGGACUUGGUGUGCUCCACACCUCACGGACUUUCCCCCAUCGAUAUCUGGUUUGCACUUGCGGGCUUGUACCCGCAAAUUCGUGCCAUGCAAUGCUCUGACAACGACACCACGCUGUGGCAUCCCAGAGUGCACUUGUGUCGAUUCCAAGUGCACAACUCCGCAUCGAACGAGUCAGCAGACUAUCAACUACUUCUCGACUAUUCCGAUACGCUCGACUCAAGACAUGACGUGUUUUUCCCUCUUAUGCAUCACGGCGGCAGUCAUGGUCAUCAUGAAGCAGGAAUCGUCGUUGGUCGAACAGUACAAAAUGCCGGCGUGUCGUAUACCUCACGAGUUGUGUAGUCCACGUCGCUGUCACAGGCGAUGCUGAUCGCACGGGUGACGGCGCAGAUCUCGGCACUGGAUCACGUAGUCGAAGCCACAGUCUGCCACCGAAACACCUCGAUUACCUUUAACGGGGACCCGGGGACACGUAGGUUCAUGCUGCAGACCUCAACGCGAUAUGGUUUGAUGUACUCCAACGCCAUUGCCCUCAAGCGAAUGCCUCAAUGGUCAUCGCCUACAUAUAUGCCACAGAAGUGAUGCAGUGCCGACUAGGACUUCGUGGUGAGGCGCGUGGGGAAUGGACCUCCUCGGCAGUUUGCUACCCCCAGACCCAACUCUCUGUGCUGGUGCCUAGCGACUACUUCUUCUCACGCUGCCGCCGCCUUCUUAGCUGGCACCUUCUCGAAGCAGCGCGUCCAUUACCGGACACAUUAUCCGGAUGACCAAGUACGUGGCUGGCCUUCGACGAUGUCCAGUCCCUGCACGUUGAUUGGCUCACGUACUUCAAUGACUUUGCCCUUGAUAAUAAUCUGCAUGGAAUUUUAUUGUGCCAUUCUAGCUG